AAACCCAUCCUGCUACAGGGCCAUGAGAGGUCUAUCACACAGAUCAAAUAUAACCGAGAGGGAGACCUGAUCUUCUCUGUGGCCAAAGACACGGUGAGAAAUGAUACACGGAAGAAUGCCGUGUAUAUAGAAACAAGACUUGUGACUCAUAGGGCCGGGACCAUACGAAUAUCGCGAUACUCAUAAGUGUCGUGGCAAGGAAACAAAGCGGAUUUAACUUCUUUAGGAAAACAGUCCUAAUGUUGGAAACAAACAUGUUGUCAUCCAGAGUCACAUGUAUUUAUUUUCCAAGCUGUAGCGGACAAUAUUUUACAUACAGCUGUUUUUUUUUUUUUUUUAAAGGACCAAAGAGUUUGCUCUGCUUCGUGUUUUUCAUUUUUGCCGUGAGAUACUAGUAUCGUCCCAGCCUUAGUAACUCACCUCCAUUCAUUUCCAUUCCUAAUUCACUCCGGUUGUCAGAAUGAGGGAUUACAUCUGACAACUGAAUGUAAGUAUGUGUCAUUUGUUUGUUCAAAGGUAGCGAACGUGUGGUACUCUGUGAACGGGGAGAGGCUCGGCACUUACAAUGGACACACUGGAGCUCUGUGGUGUGUUGACUGUGACUGUAUCCUUUACAUUAGGCAUCUAACAGGGCAAUGGACCAUUCUAGAAUUUGUGUAUGUUACAUGUACAGUGCAUUCGGAAAGUAUUCAGACCCCUACACUUUUUCCACAUAAAAUGGAUUAAAUUGUUUUUUUUUUACCCCCCUCAUCAAUCUACACACAAUACCCCAUAAUGACAAAGCAAAUGUAUUAAAAAUACAAAACUGAAAUAUCACGUUUACAUAAGUAUUCAGACCCUUUACUCAAUACUUUGUUAAAGCACCUUUGGCAGCGAUUACAGCCUCAAGUCUUCUUGGGUAUGAUUCUACAAGCUUGGCACACCUGUAUUUGGGGAGAUUCUCCCAUUCUUCUCUGCAGAUCAUCUCUGUCAGGUUGGAUGGGGAGCGUCGCUGCACAGCUAUUUUCAGGUCUCUCCAGAGAUGUUCGAUCGGGUUCAAGUCCGAGCUUUGGCUGGGCCACUCAAGGACAUUCAGUGACGUGUCCUGAAGCCACCCCUGCAUUGUCUUGGCUGUGUGCUUAGGGUUGUUGUCCUGUUGGAAGGUGAACCUUCGCCCCAGUCUGAGGGCUCUGGAGCAGAUUUUCAUCAAGGAUCUCUCUGUACUUUGCUCUGUUCAUCUUUCCCACGAUCCUGACUAGUCUCCCAGUUCCUGCUGCUGACAAACAUCCCCACAGCAUGAUGCUGCCACCACCACCAUGCUUCACCGUAGGGAUGGUAUUGGCCAGGUGAUGAGCGGUGCCAGGUUUCCUCCAGAUGUGACACUUGGCAUUCAGCCCAAAGAGUUCAAUCUUGGGUUCAUCAGACCAGAGAAUCUUGUUUCUCAUGGUCUGAGAGUCCUUUAGGUGCCUUUUGGUAAACUCCAAGCGGGCUGUCAUGUGCCUUUUACUGAGGAGUGGCUUCCAUCUGGCCACUCUACCAUAAAGGCCUGAUUGGUGGAGUGCUGCAGAGAAGGUUGUCCUUCUGGAAGGUUCUCCCAUCUCAACAGAGGAACUCUGGAGCUCUGUCAGAGUGAUCAUUGGGUUCUUGGACACCUCCCUGACCAAGGCCCUUCUCCCCCGAUUGCUCAGUUUGGCCGGGCGGCCAGCUCUAGGAAGAGUCUUGGUGGUUCCAAACUUCUUCCAUUUAAGAAUGAUGGAGGCCACUGUGUUCUUGGGGACCUUCAAUGCUGCAGUAUUUUUUAGGUACCGUUCCCCAGAUCUGUGCCUCGACACAAUCCUGUCUCGGAGCUCUACGGACAAUUCCUUCGACCUCAUGUCUUGGUUUUUGCUCUGACAUGCACUGUCAACUGUGGGACCUUAUAUAGACAGGUGUGUGCCUUUCCAAAACAUGUCUAAUCAAUUGAAUUUACCACAAGUGGACUCCAAUCAAGUUGUAGAAAUAUCUCAAGGUUGAUCAAUGGAAACAGGAUGCACCUGAGCUCAAUGUCGAGUCUGAUAGCAAAGGGUUUGAAUACUUAUGUAAAUCAGGUAUUUCAGUUUUUAUUUGCUGGGGAAAAAAUCUGAGAACCUAUUUUCGCUUUGUCAUUAUGGGGUAUUUUGUGUAGAUUGAUGAGGGGGGGGGGGGGUAAUUUUAAUCCAUUUUAGAAUAAGGCUGUAAUGUAACAAAAUGUGGAAAAAGUGAAGGGGUCUGAAUGUGAUGUUUCUAUAGGUGUCAUUGAGUGUUGGGGAUACAGGGGGUAGGUAUUCUGGGGUUAGGAUCCUGUGUUUGGGGUUAAAGGGGGUAGGUAUUCUGGGGUUAGGAUCCUGUGUUGGGGUUAAAGGGGGUAGGUAUUCUGGGGUUAGGAUCCUGUGUUGGGGUUAAAGGGGGUAGGUAAUCUGGGGUUAGGAUCCUGUGUUGGGGUUAAAGGGGGUAGGUAAUCUGGGGUUAGGAUCCUGUGUUGGUUACAGGGGGUAGGUAUUCUGGGGUUAGGAUCCUGUGUUGGUUACAGGGGGUAGGUAAUCUGGGGUUAGGAUCCUGUGUUGGUUACAGGGGGUAGGUAAUCUAGGGUUAGGAUCCUGCUUGCAACCCUAAGGUUAUGGGCAACACGAGUUUACAGGGAGUAGGUAAUAGGGUUGUUGUGAGUUCACAGGGAGUAAAGGGGAGUGUAGGCCGUCAUUGUAAAUAAGAAUUUGUUCUUAACUGACUUGCCUAGUUAAUAAAGGGGGUAGGGAAUAGGGUUGUCCUUAACCAUGCUCUCAGGGGACACCAAGAAUGUGUUGACAGGAUCCGCAGACAACAGCUGUAGACUAUGGGACUGUGAGACGGGUACGUGUGUGUGUCAGUGUGUUUGUGUGAGUGUGUCAGUGUGUGUGUGUCAGUGUGAGUGUGUCAGUGUGUGUGUGUCAGUGUGCGUGUGUCAGUGUGAGUGUGUAGGAAAACAAGAUGGAGAAGCUAGUUGUCUGUGUGUGUGUGUUUUUAUACAUAUAGGUGUGUUAGUGCAUGAAUGUGUGGGACUGAGGAUUUGUGAACCACUUCCUGGCAUGGAACUGUGUGGUAUAACGCUUCCUCUCUCUCCCAGGUAAACAGCUAGCCAUGUUGAACACCAGUUCAGCUGUGAGGACCUGUGGCUUUGACUUCAGUGGCAACAUCAUCAUGUUCUCUACAGACAAGCAGAUGGGCUACCAGUGUUUCCUCAACUACUUCGACCUCCGCGACCCCCAGCAGAUCGGUAAGUAGUGUACAAAACAUCCCUUAGACAGCCUCUCUCACUCAUGGUGCUGUUCCUGUAUCUAACCAUAACCGUGAUCCUCAUCUGUUGACCUUUUGACCUUUGGCUGCGUCCCAAAUGGCACCCUAUUCCCUACAAUAGUGCACUACUUUAGAUCAGGGCCCAUAGGACUGUGGUUAAAAGUAGUGCACUAUAUAAAGAGCCUUCAAACUCAACUCUGGACAUCGACGCCAGUUCCGCUUCAUUUUUUUCGUCGUUCCCCUCUAAUCAGAGACUGAUUUUACACCUGUGACACCAGGUGGUGUAAUUAAUUAAACAGGUAGAACAGAAAAGCAGCAGGCUCCGGAGCUCGUAGGGUCAGAGUUGAACAGAAAAGCAGCAGGCUCCGGACCUCGUAGGGUCAGAGUUGAACAGAAAAGCAGCAGGCUCCGGACCUCGUAGGGUCAGAGUUGAACAGAAAAGCAGCAGGCUCCGGACCUCGUAGGGUCAGAGUUGAACAGAAAAGCAGCAGGCUCCGGACCUCGUAAGGUCAGAGUUGAACAGAAAAGCAGCAGGCUCCGGACCUCGUAGGGUCAGAGUUGAACAGAAAAGCAGCAGCUCCCGACCUCGUAGGGUCAGAGUUGAACAGAAAAGCAGCAGGCUCCGGACCUCGUAGGUCAGAGUUUGAAGCAGAAAAGCAGCAGGUCCGGACCUCGUAGGGUCAAGUUGAACAGAAAAUCAGCAGUCCGACCUCGUGUCAUUGACAGAAACAGCAGCUCGGACCUCUAGUCGAGUUGAACGGCACAGGCUCGACUCGUGGUCAGUUGAACAGAAAAGCAGCAGGCUCCGACUCGUAGGGUCAAGUUGAACGAAAACACAGCUCCGGACCUCGAGGGUCAGAGUUGAACAUCCGCCCUAGACCUUACCUGUGGUUAACAACGAAGACAGGAUGACCUCACUCGUAUGGGCUUUUGGAGCGUCAAAUUGCAGCCAUUCCUAAUCGAUGUAUAUUUAACAGCACAGCUUGUCUAGGGUGUUUCUCCCCCCUACGGUCUUCCCUAUCUUUCUCCGCCCCUGAGACGACCGUCUUUCUUCUGUACGUCAGAAACGCACUCUCGUGUCCUCUACGGUUUCAACACAGCUCGACCUCUAGUCUUGUACAACACGCUCGCUGUCUCUUCCCACACCUACACGCAGCUCUCGACCCAGGCUCCGUUCUUACCCACCUCUCACCUCGUAGUCAGUUGCAACCACUACCAGCCUCUCUCACCUAGUCCGAUUUACUACUAAGCCCAGCUCCGACCUCAGCGUCGGUCCUACAACGCACCCGGACGCUCUGUCUAAGUUGACUAUCCUCCCCACCUACCGCUUUCUCUCCCUAGCGUUCAUCUCCCCGACCUUUCUACUAAACCGCUCUCUGACCUCUAGCCCCCUAGGCUUUCCUCCUAAGCCAGCAUCUUCUCUGGUACCUCGUGGUCGAUCUCCCCACACCGCCUCUCCCUCUCGUUGACCAGCCCCCUCUCUUCAUCCACUAACGCUGCUUCUCUCCCCUCCAUAACCGCAGUCUUCCUGCCCUACCGUCUUCUCUCCCUCCACACCGCUCUUCUCUGCUUCCCCUACACCUCUCUUCCCCCUACCGUCUUCUCUCCCUACCGACCUCUUCUCUCCCUACGCCUCCCUACCUCUUCUCUCCCCCAUCCACCGCUCUUCUCUCCCCCUACCGUCUUUCUCUCCUCCCCCUACCGCUCUUCUCUCCCCCUACUCCUCUACCUCUCUCUUCUCUCUCCCACCCCUCUUCUCCUCCCCUCUCACCCCCCUCGCUCUUCUCUCCCUCCCUACCAGCCUCUUCUCUCCCCUCCGCUCUUCUCUCCCCUACCGCUCUUCUCUCCCUACCUCGCUCUUCUCUCCCUCUUUCUCUCCCCCUACCGUCUCUUCUCUCCCUACCCCCUACCGCUCUUCUCCCCCUACCGCUCUACUCUCCCCUACCGCUCUUCUCUCCCCCCUACCCGCUCUCUCUCCUCCGCUCUCUCUCCCCUACCGCUCUUCUCCUCUCCCCCUACCGCUCUUCUCUCCCUCCCCCCUUCACCCUACCUCUUCUCCCUCCCUACCGUCUCUCUCCCUACCUCUUCUCCCCUACCGCUCUUCUCUCCCCCUACCGCUCUUCCUCCGCCCCUCCUACCGUCUUCCUCCCCCUACCGCUCUCUCUCCCCCCUACCCCGUCUCUUCUCUCUCCUCCCCCCCUACCUACCGCUCUUCUCUCCCCCUACCGCUCUUCUCUCCCUACCGCUCUUCUCUCCCCCCCUACCGCUCUCUCUCCUCCUCUCUCACUUACCGGCUACCGUCUCCUACCUCUCUCUCCUCCCCCCUACACUCUCUCUCUCCCCUACUCUUCUUCUCCUCCCCCAAUCCGCCCCUCCCUCCCCACCUACGCUCUUCUCUCCCCCCCCUACCGCUCUUCUCUCCCCCCCUACCGCUCGUCUCUCCCCCACCCUACCGCUCUUCUCUCCCCCCCCUACCGCCCUUCUACCUCUGUCCCUCCCUGUAGAGGACAACCAGCCGUACCUGACGGUGCCCUGCCCUGAGUCUAAGAUCACCAGUGCUGUGUGGGGGCCUCUGGGAGAGUUUGUUAUCGCUGGUCACGAGAACGGAGAGAUCAACCAGUUCAGCGCCAAGGUGCCCACCCUGACACACCAGUAUUCAUAUUUCUGGAACACAGAAGGCCGAUGAACUGCAGACCUGAUAUCUAUAACAUGAUUAUACCGUCUUUGUUGUUGCAGUCUGGAGAGGUGCUGAAGAAGGUGAAGGAACACAACAAACAGAUCAAUGACAUCCAGACCUCUGUUGAUCUGACCAUGGUCAUCACCGCAUCUAAAGACUGCUCCUCUAAGGUUUGGAGGGUUGGAGGGUGGGAAGACGGAGGAAGAUGAUGAAGAGGAUGAUUGUGCUCUUGCUGACUCCAUUGCUGUCCUUGUCAAGCCAAACAUGACAAUGAUAAGACCAUGUUUUAACAAUGAGUGACAAGAAAUUGGCAUGAUCACGCGAACAGAGUGGCACUCAGGCUAGGAUAUAGGGGAGUGAGGUCUCGUUUGAACAGUUGGCUGACUAUAACAACCGUCUCCGUCUGUCUGUCUGUCUACCCCACAGCUGUUUGACUCUACAACUCUAGAUCACAUCAAGUCCUUCAAGACAGAGAGACCUGUCAACUCUGCUGCCAUCUCCCCCAUCAUGGACCACGUAAGACACCACACUCACUCACCUUUGAGACCCCUAUACAGUGCAUUCGGAAAGUAUUCAGACCCCUUGACUUUUUCCACAUUUAGUUACGUUACAGCCUUAUUCUAAAAUGGAUUUAAAUUAAUUUUUUACUCAAUCUACACACAAUACCCCAUAAUAACAAAGCGAAAACAGGUUGUAAGAUUUUUUUUGCAAAUUUAUAAAAAAUAAAAACAGCAAUACCUUAUUUAAAUAAGUAUUCAGACCCUUUGCUAUGAGACUUGAAAUUGAGCUCAGGUGCAUCCUGUUUCCAUUGAUCAUCCUUGAGAUGUUUCUACAACUUGAUUGGAGUUCACCUGUUGUAAAUUCAAUUGAUUGGACAUGAUUUGGAAAGACACUUGUCACACACACGUCACGUCUGGAGGAAACCUGGCACCAUCCCUACGGUGAAGCAUGGUGGUGGCAGCAUCAUGCUGUGGGGAUGUUUUUCAGCGGCAGAGACUGGGAGACUAGUCAGGAUCAAGGGAAAUAUGAACGGAUCAAAGUACAGAAAGAUCCUUGAUGAAAACCUGCUCCAGAGCGCUCAGGACCUCAGACUGGGGCGAAGGUUCACCUUCCAACAGGACAUCGACCCAAAGCACACAGCCAAGACAACGCAGGAGUUGCUUCGGGACAAGUCUCAAUGUCCUUGAGUAGCCCAGCCAGACCCCAGACUUGAACCCGAUCGAACAUCUCUGGAGAGACCUGAAAAUAGCUGUGCAGUGACGCUCCCCAUCCAACCUGACAGAGCUUGAGAGGAUCUGCAGAGAAGAAUGGGAGAAACUCCCCAAAUACAGGUGUGCCAAGCUUGUAGCGUCAUACCCAAGAAAACUCAAGGCUGUAAUUGCUGGAAAAGGUGCUUCAACAAAGUACUGAGUAAAGGGUCUGAAUACUUAUGGUAAUGUAAUAUUUCCGUUAUUUAUUUUAAAUAAAUUUGCACACAAAAAAUCUAACCGGUUUUUGCUUUGUCAUUAUGUAUUGUGUGUAGAUUGAGGGGGGAAAAACGAUUUUAAUUAAUUUUAGUAUAAGGCUGUAACGUAAUAAUGUGGAAAACGUCAAGGGGUCUGAAUACUUUCCGAAUGCACUGUAAGUUUGUUUUAGAACAUUUCUCCGGCACCAGAGCUGACCUUUAACCCCUGUGUGUGUGUUGUAGGUGGUGAUGGGAGGAGGUCAAGAGGCCAUGGAUGUUACCACCACCUCCACCAGGAUCGGCAAGUUCGAGGCCAGGUUCUUCCACGCAGCUUACGAAGAGGAGUUUGGCAGGGUCAAGGGUCACUUCGGACCCAUCAACUGUGUAGCGUUCCACCCAGACGGCAAGAGGUAAGAUCCAAAAGGCACCAAAGAAUAGAAGACUACCCGUCUAAGUGUAGCACACGGGAUGUGUAAAACUCAGUCCUCCUGGAUAGCUAGCGGUUCUGUGGUGCGGCUGGUAAGGCCCUUCGGGAGGACGGUCGCGUGUGUUUGCAAGGCAGAGGUUCUGGGUUUGAGCUGAACCAGGAGGAAGUGGUACUCCGUAAGCAAGCAGUACAACAUCCGUUACAAGAUUUUACAUUUUAGUCAUUUAGCAGACGCUCUUAUCCAGAGCGACUUACAUGAGCAAUUAGGGUUAAGUGCCUUGCUCAAGGGCACAUCGACAGAGUUUUCACCUAGUCGGCUCGGGGAUUAGAACCAGCGACCUUUCGGUUACUGGCACAACGCUCUUAACCACUAAGCUACCUGCCGCCCUACGUGAAGAUGGAGAUUAGUUGGUGUUUAAUACUUAGACCUGAAAUCUACAUUUACUUGGUUAUCGUUACCUAAAUGGUGAUCGCUCUCAAUGUUUGCAAGUAACAGUUUUGGGGUCAAUUUAAUUGAUUUUGGAACUGAAUAAUUUAAUAUCGAUCUGAACCAGUUGUCCAACGUGUCUCUGUGUAACUGAACCUCUCUCUCCUCUUUAGCUACUCCAGUGGAAGUGAGGACGGCUACACUAGGAUCCAUCACUUUGACCCCCAAUACUUUGACUUCGAGCUGGAGGUGUAAACGGAAGAGCAGCAGCGAGACUCCCCUCUAUCAACAUCAAGUCAUCUAUCUUCUCAGCUGAUAACAGUAGUAAUACCACACAGGCUAUACUCAGGAAGACUUCUACAGACUGGGUAAAGGACACCAGGGGUGCAUCUCAAGUCUGCCAUAGCGUCCUCUCUCUUUGUCUUCUGUAUCUGUACUGAUCUGAGAACUCCGGAUAGGCGAUGGGAGGUGGAUGACUACCUGGAAUCAUUUGUCAGUUGUGGAUUUAAAAACGGGUGAUUGAGGAAAGGAGGCCACUGAAGACUAUUGAGAUGCACCCUUAGUGAUGGGGUAAUUUAGGCCUCAGAAU
Coregonus sp. 'balchen' is the source of this 8831-nucleotide messenger RNA. Lineage: Eukaryota; Metazoa; Chordata; Actinopteri; Salmoniformes; Salmonidae. The record is from the annotation of a GenBank genome assembly.